AUGCCGGCAGGAGCUAGUUACGAAUCAAACCCAGAAGCUCAAGCCAAAUACUUGUACCGCCAGAGCAGAGAGGCUUCGUUGGGCGUGGAGCCCGGCCACUCCCUUCUCACGCCACAUCAUCGGUUCCCCGAGCAAACAUACGUCGUGGAGCGGCUGGACCAGAUCGGAGACGGGGCGACCCUGCAGGUCCAGGCGCCCAAGAAGAGGAUAUUCAUCUCCGUCCCGCCGCACAUCAAAGACAAGGCGGUGGUAUGGUAUCCCGGGGCCACUGUCGCCCAGAUCGAACGCUCCAUCGCCCGAGCCGCCGGCCUGCCGGACAACGCGGCGAUUGAGCUGAGAGAUGGCGAUGAUGUGGUGGUUCUCUCGCCGACAAUACCCAACGAUAUCCACCUGUGGGUGGUGAACACCGUGCUGCGGCCUAGCCCUGCCACCGCUCCGCGCGAGCGGCCUCAAGCCACUGGAAGCCGCGUGCUGAAUUCGAGCCGCGGUCAGAUGAGCUCCGUCUCUUCUGUGGCCUCCACGGAGCGCCAAAUUGGAUGCCGCUGUGCUGCUGUGCAUGGGCAAUUAGAAUAA
Messenger RNA from Symbiodinium sp. CCMP2592, 573 nucleotides. NCBI's taxonomy places the organism in Eukaryota, Dinophyceae, Suessiales, Symbiodiniaceae. The record is from the annotation of a GenBank genome assembly.